AUGAAAGAACUAACAUCGGCUCAAGAUGCACUUGACAAUACCUUGGAAUCAGCUGUAGAAAGAAUGACCUUAUUCACUAAAUUUGAGAACACAAGUCAUGAGACGAACGCCAUUCUCAAGGAAGUUAACGAGGUAAUUUACGAAUUAAAGAUGGUUAAUGAUGAUCGGUCAUCGGUUACUUCUUCCAGACGAAGUAAAAAAUCCUCAAGAAGUAAGUCCUCUCGUUCAACCACAGCAAGCACAACUUCAACGGCGCAACAACGUCGACUCAACUUAGAAGAAGAAUUAGCCACUUUAAAGGCCAAGAUGCAUAUGGCUGGAGGGAAGGAAGAGUUAGACGAAGCCAAUCGAAAGGCUUUAGAAAACCUUGACGAGUUAAGGCUUCAACUUCAGAAAGAAGAAACGAGAGUGAAGGAAGAAAUACAGAACGCCACGAAGAGAUUCCAAAUUGCAGAAGAACUAGCAGAAAAGAAGGCAAGAAUCGAAGAAGAGUUCGCACCACUACCUUUGGCAGACAGCGAUGAGGCAAGUUGUGCCCAAGAACGCCUCGCAAGAUUUCUAGGGCUCCAACCGGACAUGCCAAAUGCUGAUAACUAUGUACGGGAAAACACAACUGCUGCCGAGUCCACGCCACCAAAGGACCCAAAAUUAAUGCCAGAGUUAUGCCCAUUAAAUCCGUCUACUCCUGAAUUUGUCCCUAAUGCUGUGCCUUCCAUCCCCACAAACCAGCAGGACACUAUACCUCCCGUGAUUGAGAAAAUUGUAACCAACCCUGUCCCCAACGAACCUAGCCUUUUUCAUGCUCAACUUGACGUAAUUUCAAAAUUAUUAGAAGUUCAGAAUCAAAAUCGUCUACCAUUGCCCGAACCUGGAAUCUUCAAUGGCGAUCCCCUCCAAUUUCCAAUUUGGCUAAAGGCAUUUGAGACACUGAUCGAAGGUCGAGCAAUAAAUCCUGCAGAAAGACUCCACUUCCUAGGCAAGUACGUCACAGGUGAGGCGAAGGAACUGAUUAAAGGAUUCAUGCUCUUAGACGGUGAAGAUGCCUAUCGAAAGGCAAAAGAAAUGUUGUUGAAGCGUUUUGGUGAUUCAUUUGCUGUUGCAGCUGCCUUUCGACAGAAGCUCGACACUUGGCCGCAAAUAUUUCCGAAUGACGUACAGGGAUUAAGAAAUUACGCGGACUUUCUAGUUCAGUGCGAGAAAGCGAUGGAAAAGAUUAGUUGCCUGAAGGUCCUGGAUGAUGAUCAAGAAAAUCACAAGUUAGCAUCUAAGUUACCAAGAUGGACAUUGGUCAGAUGGGGAAGACGAGUCUACGAUUGGGAAGAAAAGAACCACAAUUUCCCCCUGUUCUCCGAGUUCGUAAAAUAUCUUGUGACCGAGUCCAAUAUAGCUUGCGAUCCAGUUAUCAGCCGUUUUAGGAAGACGACUCUAAGAAAGCGAAGGGUCAACCGUACGAAAUACCGAAUCGCAGGAAUUGUCCGAAUCGAGAUGAAUUUCGCAGUCGAAACACUCGCAACACGAUCAGAAGAAGGAGAUCAGGGCAAGGAAAGACCUAACGGUGAAGCAAAGCAAACCACCUGCAUACUGUGUAAUGGACCUCAUGAACUGAACUCGUGUCAGUCGUUUUGCGCAAAGGAUAUAAUAGAUAGAAAGGAAUAUGCGAAAGAAAAGGGUCUUUGCUUUGGCUGCUUAACGCAAGGACACAUAUCUAAACACUGCAAAAAAAGAAAAACUUGUACAACGUGCAAGAAGUCGCAUCCAACAUCCCUCCAUGGAGAUCUUAGGAAACCCGAAAACAAUCAGAAUUCCCAAUCCCCUGAAAAUCCCGCUACGACCAACUGCACAAAGACUUGUUUUAUGAUCGACGGUAACGAGCAUCAAAUCAGUUCGAUGAUCAUACCUGUGUGGAUUAGUCAUGAGCACAAUCCCGAGUUAGAGAAACUUACCUACGCGCUGCUGGAUGAUCAGUCUGAUACAACCUUUGUUUCGCAGGAAACAUUAAACCAUCUUAACGUCAGUGGACCGAAGACACAGCUAUCCUUGUCGACUAUGCACGCGGAGAAUGAAUUGCUACCCAGUCAAAGGAUCAAGGGACUAAAAAUCAGUGAUGUCAUGCAUAGCAAGGUUAUUCAACUUCCCACAAGUUUUUCCUGCAUCGCAAUACCAGCAAGACGUCAACAAAUCCCCUGUCCCGAAAUGGCUAAGAAGUGGCCCCAUCUCAGAGACAUUGCCUCACAUCUAAUACAUCCUCAGAACAAUAUCAAAGUAGGACUUUUGAUUGGUUCGAACUGUCCUCAAGCAAUAAUGCUGCGUGAAGUUAUUCCCGGUCAGCAAAAUGAACCCUAUGCACAAAGAUCUGAUUUGGGCUGGGGAAUAAUCGGCAAUGUUACCAAGCCCACCGAAAACAACGAUGAAAGUUCAGUAGCCAUCGUUCACCGAGUAACUACGCGUAACCCCACAAGCACCAACACGCCACAGCAGAAGACUUGUUAUUUUGCCAUUAAGCCAACUGUGAAGGAAGUUAUUAAUCCUGCUCAGUUGUGCCAAAUGUUAGAGUUGGACUUUUCCGAAAGAAGAAAUUCUGAGCCAUCAAUGUCACAGGACGAUAGGAAAUUCCUAUCUAAGAUGGAUCAAGGUGCGUAUCAAGAAGAAGGUGGCCAUUACGUUAUGCCCCUACCAUCUUGUGAGCUAGUACCAAAGAUUCCCAACAACAAGUCGCUUGCCUUACACCGACUGUCGAAACUACGAAUUUGCUUGGAGAAGAACGAGAAAUAUCAGAAAGAUUACAGCCGCUUCAUGAAUGACCUCAUUGAGAAAAACCAUGCUGAGAGAGUUCCUGAAAAGGAGCUGGAAAAUGAGGAUGGCAGCACAUGGUAUAUUCCACAUCAUGGGGUAUACCACCCGCGAAAGCCAGACAAGAUACGCGUCGUCUUUGACUGCAGCACAGACUACAAGGGUGAAGCCAUUAACCGCCAUCUAUUACAAGGGCCCGAUCUCACAAAUCAACUCGUAAGUGUUCUGUGCCGGUUCAGACAAGAUCCUGUUGCACUUACUUGCGACGUCGAGUCGAUGUUUCAUCAAUUCAAGGUUAUCGAAGCACACAAACUUCCUACGAUUUCUUUGGUUCGAGGACGGCGACAUAACGAAGAACCCGGUGGAGUACAGAAUGACCGUACACCUUUUCGGCGCAGCAUCUUCGCCAGGUUGCGCAAAUUACAGCUUUAAGAAAAUCGCAACAGACCAUGAGAGAGAGUUUUGAUCGGAGGCAGCAAACUUUAUUAAGGACAACUUUUAUGUCGACGAUGGCCUAAAGUCUGUCAAUACAGCCGAACAUGCGAUUUCUUUGAUUCAGAAAACGAAAGAACUGUGUGCAAAGGGUGGCUUACGACUCCAUAAAUUUGCCUCUAAUUCGAAAUCAUCGCAGCAAUCCCACCCGAUGAUCGAUCGUGUCAGUUGAAGAACCUCAAUCUCGGAAGCGACCGCCUACCGAUAGAAAGAGCUCUGGGAGUGCAAUGGUGUAUCGAGUCCGACGCCUUCCAAUUGCAAAUAACAGUGCAAGACAGCCCAUUGAGAAGACGUGGCAUUCUUUCUACCGUCAGUUCAGUAUACGACCCACUUGGUCUUGUGUCACCCGUUGUGCUCAUAGCCAAGCAAAUUCUUCAAGAGCUAUGUCGAGACGGAGCCGACUGGGACGACCCAAUUCCAGAUUCAAUCAAGGUUAGAUGGGAAAGAUGGAGAAGAGAACUUUUCCUACUCAACGACGUAAAAGUACAGACAAGUUUCAGACCCGAAGGCUUCGAACAACUGAAAUCCGUAGAGCUUCAUCACUUCUCCAAUGCUAGUACGUCAGGAUACGGACAAUGUUCCUACGUACGCUUGUUGAACCACGACGGCGAAGUUCACUGUGCACUCGCAAUGGGAAAGUCACAUGUAUCUCCCCUAAAGAACGUCACGAUUCCACGUUUAGAGUUAACCGCAGCAUUAGUUUCUGUCAGAGUAAGCACCAUGCUACACCGUGAACUUGACUAUGAUAAGAUUCUUGACAUCUAUUGGACCGAUAGUAAAGUUGUACUUGGCUACAUUGGUAAUGAUGCUCGAAGAUUUCACGUUUACGUUGCGAAUCGCGUACAACAAAUUCGAGAUGAGACCUCUCCAGAGCAGUGGAAAUACGUUGAAAGCAAAGAAAAUCCGGCCGACGACGCAUCGAGGGGAUUAACAGCUCGCGAGUUUCUCAAUAGUGAACGCUGGCUUUCAGGACCUCCAUUCCUAUGGAACCGUAAUCUCGACUUGGCCGCUGAUGAUCAUCAACCACUUCCUAGUAACGAUCCCGAAGUGAAGACAAAUGUUUUCAUCACCCAAGUAACAUCCAGAAGCUUCUCAACAAUUCCCGAGCGUCUCGAGUACUUUUCGGAUUGGCAUCGUGCCAAAAGAGCCGUAGCCGUAAUCGUAAGAUUUCAACGACGAUGGAAGAAAUCUCACUUGCAACCCUAUGAAGCUUCCAUGAGCUCCACAACCGAAUAUCAAGGACCGAACGUCGAAGAGCUUCUUCAAGCCGAAGUUGCAAUCGUGAAGCAAGUACAAGAACAAGCGUUCUGAAGGGAAAUCCAAAUGUUGUGUUCAAUGCAGAAACCUGAUUCUGGUCAAGACGACGUGCGAAGACGUAAAGCAGUCAUGAAGAAAACCAGUUCGCUUUAUCGCUUGGAUCCAUUUCUCGACAAGGAGGGCGUCCUUCGAGUCGGUGGGUGCCUCACUCGUGCAAACACCCCCUACCAUGUUAAACAUCCAACCAUCUUACCACGAAAGGGACACAUUACUGCAUUAGUGAUCAGGGCCUAUCAUCAACAGGUUAACCACCAAGGACGCGGAAUGAUGCUGAAUGAGCUUCGUGCGAGCGGGUAUUGGAUAACUGGUGGAAGUUCCGCUGUUGCUCAUCAUAUUUCCGAGUGCGUUCCAUGCCAGAAACUCCGCGGUUCCACCCAAGAACAGAAAAUGGCCGAUCUACCUCCAUCACCCCCCUGGCCAUCACCCCCCUUUACACACUGCGGGGUCGAUUACUUUGGGCUGUGGCUUAUUCAAGAAGGACGACGCGAACUCAAACGGUAUCGUGUCCUAUUUACUUGCCUUGCAUCACGUGCAAUACACCUCGAAGUAGCGAAGAGCCUAGAAACUGACUCAUUCAUUAAUGCAUUACGUCGUUUCCUGGCGAGACAUGGUCCGAUAAGAGUGCUACGAUCCGAUCAAGGUACGAACCUCGUAGGAGCGUGUUACAAACUUACAGAAGCCUUUGAAGGAAAUCAAUAGAGAAAACGUGCGAGAUUUCCUGCUAAAAAACGAGUGCGACUGGAUCGAAUUCCAACCAAACGUUCCAGCCGCUAGUCAUGUGGGAGGAUUGUGGGAACGUCAAAUAAGGACUGUUCGUAACAUCCUCGACACCAUACUAAAUCAGUCUGGAACACAAUUGAACGAGGAGUCACUCCACACCUUCAUGUGUGAAACGGAAGCUAUAGUUAACAGCCGACCAUUGACCAUCAACAACCUAACUUCACUGAACGAAGGCGAACCACUCACCACAAACCACUUGCUUACGAUGAAAUCUUGUGUUCUCUUACCACCACCUGGAGAAUUUCAGAAGGAGGACAUGUACCUAGUGAAACGCUGGCGAAGAGUGCAAUAUUUGGUAAAUCAGUUCUGGUCGCAUUGGCGAAAGGAAUUUCUGUAUUCACUACAACAGAGGCAGAAGUGGGUACGCCCUCGGCGAAAUAUGCAACCAGAAGAUAUUGUGUUAAUGUCCGAAGGUAACAUGCCAAGAAAUUGUUGGCGUAUGGCCCGCAUAGAAGAAGCUUAUACUGAUGAGGACAGAUUUGUGCGAAAGGUGAAGCUGGUUAUGAGUGAUCCUUCACUGAAUCGAAAGGGAGAGCGCGUUCGUGCCAAAAGCGUGUUGGAACGACCAAUCCAGAAGUUGCUACUACUAUUAAAAUGUGAUGGUGAUCAAAAUGAAAAUGAAGAUAAACGAUUCCCCAACGGAGAGCCUAACUGA
Messenger RNA from Paramuricea clavata, 6034 nucleotides. The record is from the annotation of a GenBank genome assembly. NCBI's taxonomy places the organism in Eukaryota, Metazoa, Cnidaria, Anthozoa, Malacalcyonacea, Plexauridae.